AAACCGGAUUUCAGACACAGCUGUCCAGUCCAGAUGUAGAAGACGCUUCUUUGAUGCGCACGGCCAAGGUUCCUCGGACCAUAGUUUUAAUUUCAACAGAUGCUGAUGGUUUAGUUCAUGCUAUACCAAAAGAUGGCUCGGGCGUUUUAAACAUAUUAGUUUACUUUUUAAAUGCAGAUGUGGGAUAUACGUGAGGAGGAGAGGGGUCUUUCACAGUUACUCCAGGAGUUGUAACUGGAAACGAGAAGAAAUCAGGAAAAAAGUAGGCAACGUCUGGUUCAGAAACGAGAAGGGUUGCCGUGACAGCAUGGGGAGCUUCAUGGGUCAUAUCCUGCCAGGGAGCUUCUUCCUGAUCGCAGGCCUGUGGUGGGCCGGCAAGUACUCUCUCUGGUACGCCACCCGCAGGAACAAGAGUGCUGGUGCAGGCCGACUGGCCACCCGGGCCAUGCAACGCCGCAUGGAGAUACUAGAGGGCGCUGUGGUGCUCACUUUUUCACUCAUCGGCAUCCUGUUGGAGCAGUGUGUGUCGAGCGGGCCGCGUUUCCACCUGUACGACGUGGCGACGGGCCGCUGGGAGCAGCUGAUGAUCUGGCAGCACUCCACCAUGUACUUGUUCUUCGCCCUAUCAGGAGCCACUACGCUCACCGUGCACCUCACAGACACCGCCCCCCUCGCACUCGAUAGGCUCAUACUCAGCAUCGCCUUCUUCAGCGAGGGUUUCCUCUUCUACUACCACCUCCACGGUCGUGAGAUGCUGGAUGUCCAUGUGCACAUGCUGUUGCUGUACGCCAUCUUCAUUGGCGCGGCGACGGCGAUGCUGGAAGUGUUCCACAGGGGCAACGUACUUCUGGAACUCCUGAGAACCACCAUGUGCAUACUACAGGGCAGCUGGUUUUGGCAGAUUGGCUUCGUGCUGUAUCCCCCUAGUGGCGUGAAGUGGGAUCUAACGGACCACAGUAACAUGAUGUUCAUCACCGUCUGCUACUGCUGGCACCUGGCCUGCGCCCUCAUCACCGUCUCUGUGCUCUACUGCACAGUCUGCUGCAUGAUCCGGUCCAAGCUGCGGAGGAUGCCACCCAUGGAAAUGGGACUCCUGAAGCCCCGGGAGAGGGACGGGGAGUCGGAGGAUGAGGUGUUAUGAGGAUGAGACCAGCGGAGAGGGAAGGGGAGUCGGAGAGACCAGCGGAGAGGGAAGGGGAGUCGGAGAGACCAGCGGAGAGGGAAGGGGAGUCGGAGAGACCAGCGGAGAGGGAAGGGGAGUCGGAGGACGAGGUGUUAUGAGGAGACCAGCGGAGAGGGAAGGGGAGUUGGAGGACAAGGUCUUAUGAGACCAGCGGAGAGGGGCGGGGAGUCGGAGGAUGAGGUGUUAUGAGGAGACCAGUGGAGAGACCAGAAGCCCUCUGGUCCUCACUUCAGUGAUGGGCAAACUGGCUUCAGAAGCUAUAAAUCCAGUGCCAACUAUUCAAAAUAACCUGGUUCUACUUGUGCAAUAACAAGUGAUGGGCAAAAUUGAUUCAUUAGUUACAAUACAGUUCCACAUAUUCCCAAUGACUUGAUCCAAUUCAGACAGGUGAGUGGCUGAUUGAACGGCCAUCUGUUUGAAUUGGACAGGUAAAACAAGGUCAUUUGGAAUAUGUGGCUCUAGAUUGUAACUAAUGAGUCAAUUUUGCCCAUCACUGGCAAUUAGGAUAUUUGGACGGGUAAAACCAGGUCUUCUGGAAUGUGUGGCACUGGAUUGUAGCUUCUGAAUCCAGAUUACCCAUCAUUCCUCACUGCCUCACUUCCCACGGAUGGAGGAGAUGCCUCAGUGUUACAGGGGGGAGAGUGGCGAGGCUAAUCAGUGGCCACUGGACAGCUCUCAGCUAGCGCUUUAUGCACUCAAGUGAAUAUCGCAGAAUGCUAACAGGCGCUAACUAUCUUGUCAUGACUGUGACUGCUUCAGAUGACAUGGCACGAUGUCAUGAUGGAUCUGCGAGCCUGAGCCAAAUGCUCACACAACUGCCAGGGAAGAGGGGGACAAAAGCAAAUUCAUAUUUAUCUGUGGCAACUCCAAGAUGUUUUUUUUGUAAAACAGAACAAACUCUUGCCUUGAUGUAAACAAGAUGUUUUAGUUCAGGGGUGGGGAACCCAUGUCUUGUGGCCGUUCGAGGCCGUUUUUAUUCGGCCCCUGAUAUAAUUUUAAUGUUAUGCAGCUUCACAUGAAAUAUGACAUAUUUUGUAAAUGAAUCUUAGAAAUUACAUGCAAUACAAUUAAGUUAUAUCAGGGUACCUAGAGGAGGUGGGGUCUGUUUUAAAGGUGGCUCAGCUGCCUUCAAUAUAGGCCUAAUGUGCAGGGGGAAAUCCUGGUUUGUGUUCAUAGUACGGCCCUCUGGACUUUUACGGCCCUUGGAUGAAUUUGAAGUGGCCCAUCGAAUAAAAAAGGUUCCCCAGCCCUGUUUUAGAUAAUAUAAACAUGAUGUCUGUGCACAUUUUCAUUUCAAUUAUAGGCAAGCAGAGAGUUCUGCUGGUGUGGAGAGACAGUAUGGUGUAGUCAGUGCAUCAACAUGACUUUAGCAGUAGGCCUAGGCCUAGUCAUUACCGGUACUGCGCCACAGACAAUAUGAAAAACAAGCUCACAUUGUAUCAGGUACAGAACACAGUGGGGAAAACAGAAGCGUCAGGGAUCGCAAAUAAGUAGCUUUAACAACACAAACUUGAAAUUUAACUCGAAUAAGGGUUUUUUUGUUCACUUUAUGCUUUUAUAUGUAUUCACAUUGUGAUGGUCAGUGAUCAUUUUAAAAAUAGGCCUAAUGAAGAAAUCAAUUUGUAAAAUGUUAAACAAUAUGACGGCCCAGAAAUUCAGUUUGUGAGAUUAACUUUCCCUGGACUGUCUUGGAUCCAGUCUAUUUGGUCCUACCACCAAUUAAUAUUGCUCACCAGGCAACACUGCCAAAGUAAAAAUGUCAAGAAUCGUCACAAUUGUUAUUGUACUAAGCAAUACUGUAGGCUAUAGUCUAUUGUCUGUAUAGUCUUUGAACUAUUUUGAUUUAAUUUGAAUUAUUCUGUCUUAAUUUUGCAGUAUUCUCCCUCAAUGGGGCAAAUGCAUUGCACAUGUUAUAAAGUGAGCUGGGAACACAACCCCAGCGUCUUUUUUAUGACUAUUUAUUGCUUCCUUUGCUUAGAAAAGUUUUUUUUAUUUGUUUCAAAAUGAUGACAAAUAAUUUUGUCUGAUGUAAUUUGUGCACCAGGUGUCAAUUCAAGUUGUUGCAAUAAAAUCGC
Messenger RNA from Engraulis encrasicolus (European anchovy), 3258 nucleotides. It is a transcript of the gene tmem45a, whose product is annotated as transmembrane protein 45a. The transcript is spliced from 6 exons. The record is from RefSeq and is a predicted model, not a curated record. NCBI's taxonomy places the organism in Eukaryota, Metazoa, Chordata, Actinopteri, Clupeiformes, Engraulidae. The coding region runs from base 308 to 1141 and encodes 277 amino acids.